AUGGAGUCUGAGCUUGGGCUGAAAAGUGAAACCGGUGAUUCAUGUUCUUCAGGCGCCAAAAAAGUUCACAAGCAAUACUUAAUAAAACAAAAACAUAAUCAUCAAUUUAAAUCAAAAGAAACAUAUUUUUGUUCAAGUGGGGGUUUCAAAGACAUAAAUACUCUUUUAAAUGUUGUUUUGUGUUUAUUGUGCGGGAUCAGUGUGUCUUUCAGUGGAUAUUUUUCAUAUCGUGAAAUCCGAUUGGAAUAUCGCGUUAAUCAAUUGGAAUUGGCGCUAGCGGAAAAAUACAAUUUACCAACGGGAAAUGGUAUAGUUAUCGAAAGUUUAAAAAGUUCAUUGGAACAAAGUUAUCAAAGGAAAUUUAACGGAGGAGAAUCAUCAUCAUCAUCAUCAUUAUCAUCAUCAUCACCGACGAGAGGAAGAAAAUUGUUUGGAUUUGAAGAAAAUGAAUCCCAGAGAUUCGAUGUAAAUGUACACGAGAGACGACCUAGAGAUGCAAGUGAUUGUGUCUGCAGGCCAGGUAUUCCUGGAACCCCUGGACUUCCAGGACCUCCGGGCAAAAGAGGAAAACGUGGUAAAAAGGGAGAUGCCGGUGAACCUGGAUCAGAGGGUGCUGUUGGCCCUCCUGGGAAGAGUGGUUUUCCGCAAUGCGUUCAUGUUAAAAAUAAUGGGAUGGAUGGAGGUCCAAAGGGGGAAAAAGGUUUUAUGGGACCGAUCGGAUUGGAUGGACCCAAAGGAGAUCCGGGUCGACCUGGUGAAAAAGGACAAAAGGGAGACGUUGGAAGUCCCGGAUUCGACAUGUAUGCUGCUGGUCUGAAGAGAUCAGUAACCACAUUAAGAGGUGGAACUUUAGGCUAUGCAGAAAUAGUCGCUGUAAAGGGGCUACAAGAGCGGGGGCAUAACAUCUCUGAGCAAACCGUAAUUGCGCUUAAAGGAGAACCUGGAGAACCGGGUCCACCGGGACCACCGGGGGUUCCUGGUCCAGAAGGAUUACCAGGCCAAGAUGGAAAACCAGGUCUUCAAGGAGAACGUGGAAUUCAGGGUGAUAAAGGAAAUCCAGGAGCUCCUGGCGCUGUCGGACCUCCAGGCAUUCCUGGAAACGAAGGUCUCAAGGGAAGCAAAGGAGAUAAAGGAGAACGAGGGCUCACGACUACCCUAAACGGUGAUCAGUUUCCUACUGGGAUCAUUGAAGGACCGCCAGGACCCCCAGGUCCUCCCGGUCCCGAAGGACCGCCCGGAGAAAAAGGUGAUGCCGGACCUCAAGGACCUCCUGGAUUGCCUGGUGAAAAAGGAGCACGGGGUAAAAGAGGGAAGCGGGGUUUGAAGGGUGAAUCCGGUGAAACGGUUCAACGAGGUUUACCAGGAAUGCCUGGACCGAAAGGAGAACAAGGAACAUCCGGUCCGAAAGGUGAUAAGGGUGAUAAAGGUGAAAAUGGAAUUUCAGGUAUAUUAAUUAACAGCGGUACAUCACGUUCGAAAGGUGAGCCUGGAUUAAUUGGUUCACCGGGAAGCGAUGGAAUGAAUGGAGAACCCGGACCCCAGGGUCCACCAGGUUUACCCGGACUCUCCGGUCCCAAAGGAGAAAAAGGAGAUUAUGGAGAUAUUGGACCACCGGGUCUUAUGGGGCCACCUGGAUUACCUGGUCCUCCUGGAUAUCCGGGUCCUAAAGGUGAAAAAGGAGAUAAGGGAGAGUCGGUAAUCGGACCUCCUGGCCCUCCUGGUUCUCCGGGAAUUCCAGGUUUGCAAGGUCCUCCGGGUAUUAAGGGUGACAGAGGAAUGGACGGAGCCAAAGGUGAACCGGGCGAAAAAGGUGUUAAAGGAGAUCCUGGUCCGAUGGGUUUACCAGGACCCAUGGGUCUUAGAGGGGAGGCUGGAAAACCGGGGGAUGUAGGGAAACCUGGGUCGAUGGGAGCUCAAGGAGAACCCGGAAAUAAAGGAGAAAGAGGAGAUCCAGGUUUACCUGGAACAGAUGGAAUUCCAGGUGCAGAGGGACCGAAAGGUGAAAAAGGUUCAAAAGGAGAAUCCGGACCCAUUGGAAAAAGAGGAAGAAAAGGAGACAAAGGAGAUAAAGGAGAACAGGGAGUUCCUGGAUUGGAUGCACCUUGUCCCAUCGGUCCCGAUGGUUUACCACUGGCUGGAUGCGGAUGGAGAAAUUCAAAGAGAGAAUCCGAAGAUGCCACUAAUAGUCCUGGUAAUAAUCAACAGUCAAAUAGUUUUGAUUCCGUCAUAGAUAAUGAUUAUGAACAUGGUGACGAUGGUGGAAAUGAUUAUGAGGAUUAUCAAGAACAUAUUAAUUAUGAUAAAAAUAAUCAUAAAUAUCAUUGA
This is a messenger RNA of Pediculus humanus corporis (human body louse), 2325 nucleotides long. RefSeq names its product collagen alpha-1 precursor, putative. The coding region runs from base 1 to 2325 and encodes 774 amino acids. The transcript has 23 exons. Lineage: Eukaryota; Metazoa; Arthropoda; Insecta; Psocodea; Pediculidae. The record is from RefSeq and is a predicted model, not a curated record.